CCACACCCACCGUGACCGGGGCGUGCUGACGUCACAGCGGGAAAUCCCAUCGGUGAUUAGCCGACGGAGCUGUCAGUCACUCAGGUGACGGCGGACGGGUCCAGGAGCGGCGGCGGCGGCGGAGCCCGAGCGCCGCCAUGCCCUGAGGAUGUUCAGCCUCGACGAGUUCCCGGAGGAGCCCGGCGCCUCCCCCACCGCCCCGUGGGGGGGCUCCCCCCCCCCCAGCCAGCCCGACACCCCCCCGGCCGAGGCGCGGGGCCGGCUGGGCGCGGAGGCGGGGGGGGGCCCCGGGGAUCCCGCCGGUUUUCGGGGCCGGUCCCGCUCCGCCCCCCCCGUGCUCUGGGCCGCCCGGCGCUACGGCCGGCAGCUGCGCAGGAUGAGCGACGAGUUCCAGCUGCAGGUGCUGCCGCGCCCCAAGAGUCUGGGGGGGGCCCCCCCGGGGCGGGGGGGCGGCUGGCGCGAGACCCUGCGGGCCUGGUGGGGGGCACGCCGGCCCCGCCCCGCCCCCCCGGCCCCCCCGCCGUGACACCCCCCCCCCAAAAAAUCCGAGGGGGGGCCCCCCCAAAAUCGGGGGGGGCCCCCCCCUCAUUUGAGAGGGGAAAGGGGCCGGGGGGGGCAAUAAAACUGGUGAUUUUUUUAAACAGCGUC
Messenger RNA from Grus americana (Whooping crane), 648 nucleotides. RefSeq names its product BCL2 associated agonist of cell death (gene BAD). The record is from RefSeq and is a predicted model, not a curated record. Bases 149 to 526 code for a protein of 125 amino acids. Gene Ontology annotation, biological process: apoptotic process. The transcript is spliced from 4 exons. NCBI's taxonomy places the organism in Eukaryota, Metazoa, Chordata, Aves, Gruiformes, Gruidae.